AUGGCCGACGCCGAGCAUUCGCCUCGCUCUACCGGCGCCGCCGCCGACGCUCCAGGCGCCGAGAACGAGUAUGGACUGCAGGACCUAGCGCGUCUGCCUCUGCUGGAGCAGGUGCACCGGUUAUUCCACGCCAUCCAGCACAAAUACCCCUACAAGGAGACCAACGCGUGGAUGACGCUGCCGUUCGACCAGAAGAAGAAGAUGCUCAACUACAUCCGAGAGAAGCGCCAGCGCAAGGCCCAGAGCGACGCAGAGCCCAAGCCAGAGGCCAAGCAAGAGGACGAAGCCAAGAGCGACGAGAAGCAGCCGGCUCUGGACCCGGCCACGGCCGUCAAGUCCGACCCGUACCUCAAGAUGUUGCAGCAGAGAAGUCUCCGCUCGGCGGGGCCCGUGGCGGACGUUGCAGCGCUGCCAAAGCACCCAAACAGUGCUUAUGUUGCUCCAGCGGAGGUGCCGCACUACGCCCAGGUCAAGCCCAAGUUCAAGCCGCGCUGGCAGGUUGCAGAGGGGGAGUUCUUCGAGGAGAAAUGCGCGUGUGGAGUGAAGCACGACGCGGACAAGAAGGGCAAGAAGGCCUCGCUGCUGCUGCAUACCAUCAGCUCUAUGAUGAGCACGUUCGGAGACAGCACGCAGUCGUGCGUCACGACGGUGGAGGAGGUGCAGGCGCUGGUUGGCGACCACAUGCGGAAGGUGUUGGGCUCGGUGAACCCAGAGGUGCUGACAGCUUCGUCGUGUCUGAGGACAUUGGUGGAGAUCUUCGAGGAGGAGGCGAUUUAUUACGGACGCUGGAGGGAGUUCCGCGGUGAGACGAAGCACGAGGAGAACGAGCUCGAGGACGUGGAGGAAGAGGAACUUGCGGAGGAGCUGGACCUGUUUGCGGUGUCCGAGACGGAAGAUGUGUUCAACGAGGCGUUCCUGGAACGGAUACGUUUCGCUGACGAGCGCACCAAGACGAUGGACUGGUCCAUCUACGACGUGUUUGCAAGAGGUCGGAAGCUGAAUUUCAUGAACAACAAGGCUCAGCAGUUUCGGCAAUGGUUGGGCCUCGACAAAAUCUCGCGAGCGUCACUCGAAUUUCUCAACUUCGUCGCUUAUCACAACAUUGGCCGGUUAGUGGAGUUAGCGAUCAAAACCCGAACAGGUGGAGAGCUCAAGCAACUCGAGACCCCGCUACUAAAAGACGAUAUCGAAUCGGUGGCGCUGACCUUCCUCCCUGCCCAGAGGCUGCCCAAGCUAAUUGACCGGCCGGCUACGAAAACACGGCGCCCUGUAGGUGAAAUCAAGCCUAUAGUCGCUGCUUCGAUCGUCGGGGCCAGACCGACGAGACUCAAGAGACUGCGAUAA
This is a messenger RNA of Phytophthora sojae, 1344 nucleotides long. RefSeq lists its product as hypothetical. NCBI's taxonomy places the organism in Eukaryota, Oomycota, Peronosporomycetes, Peronosporales, Peronosporaceae. The transcript has 8 exons. Bases 1 to 1344 code for a protein of 447 amino acids. The record is from RefSeq and is a predicted model, not a curated record. Gene Ontology annotation, biological process: transcription by RNA polymerase II.